GACUCAGAAUAGGAACAGUAAAUUUUGUUUAUGUUAAAGGUUAUGCUGGAAAUAAUGGUAAUGAACAAGCUGAUAAAUUAGCAAAAGAAGGCUCCCUCAAAGAGGCAAUCAAGUUUAAUGAAAUUUUAAAAAAAGGAGAGAUAUAUGAAUAUAAAAUUCUUAAAUUACUUAGAACAAAUGCUAUUAAAUGUUAUGCUCAUCGCUUGUAUUAUGAAAUUAAUAAUAAAAAGAAAUUUAUAGGUGAUGGUGGAAUAGAUUUAACUAGAAAUUAUAACGAAGUAUUUUUUGCUAUUCAAGCAAAAUAUAGAAAAGAUCAUCAUAAUGAACAAGCUGAAGAUAUUAAAAAAUUUGAUAAAGCUCUUGAAUUACAAUCUAGAGAAGUAGUAGGAUUUUUUAUAACAACUAUUGAUUUUUCAACUGAAUCUAAAGAAGCAGCAUUAAAUUCUAAAAGAAAAAUAUUUUUAU
This is a messenger RNA of Scutellospora calospora, 465 nucleotides long. The record is from the annotation of a GenBank genome assembly. Lineage: Eukaryota; Fungi; Glomeromycota; Glomeromycetes; Diversisporales; Gigasporaceae.